AGUGCAACACAAUGGUCUGGUCACAACAGCUCAUUUCUGUAGGCCUACUUAUCAUCUUAUUCUUUCAGUCAGGAGUAGAUGGAGGUAAUGGAUAUUACCACACUACGGUGGAUCAGUGCCGCUCCAGCUCCAAAGAAUUGAGCGAUGUGGAGUACAUUCGAUCCAGUUGGUUUAAUAAGGCUGAAUAUCUGCGCUUUAAUAGCACUGUGGGGAACUGGGAAGGCUACACAGCAUUUGGAGUGCAAAAUGCAGAGAUUUACAACAAAGAUACAUCGAUUAUGGGACAGAUGCGGGCAGAGAAGGACAGAGUCUGCAGACAGAAUCUCCCAAUUGAUUUUGAGGCCAUACUAUCAAAGACAGGUGAGCCAGAAGUGGUGUUGAGUUUGGCAAAGCCCUCCAGCAGUGGCCAUCCUGCUGUGCUGAUGUGCAGUGCCUAUGACUUCUACCCCAAGAUGAUCAAGCUGACCUGGUACAGGGAUGGGCAGGAGGUGACUGGUAGUGUGAUAUCCAGUGAGGAGCUGGCGGAUGGAGACUGGUACUACCAGAUCCACUCCCACCUGGAGUUCACCCCCAAAGCUGGAGAGAAGAUCUCCUGUAUGGUGGAGCAUACCAGUCUCAAGGAGCCUAAAGUGAUCCCCUGGGACUCCUCCAUGCCUGAGCCUGAGAGGAAUAAGAUUGCCAUUGGGGCAGCAGGCCUGGUGCUGGGGGUCAUCAUUGCUCUGGCUGGAUUCAUCUACUACAAGAAGAAGUCCAGGACUAUUCUGUAGUUACAGGCCUAUCACAAUAUGCUGCACUAAAAUUCAAUCAAGGCAUCUAUCAUCUAUCAAGACAUCUAUCAGUUAAGGAUAAUUGGAUGUGGUUUGGAUUAACAAAAUUUAAGGCUGAUUUUGCAGUAUGUUUUUUUUCAUUGGCUUGUUGUAUAGUGUAGCACACACGUGUACAGGACUAAAAGACGGUUUUGUUGCUGCAUUUAUUUAGAGAUUUAGAAUCAAAGUUUUAAUAUUUAUUUCCCACUUGUUGGAAAUCCUCUCUGAAAACUAACAUGUCUAGCAAAUGCAAUGCUUUUAGGUGUUAUGAUAUGGGAUCAGUGGGCUGUUUGAAUUAGUAGGAGCUCAGCUCCCUCCGCAGCAUACAUUAGGUACUGCAGGUACAUUUCUUUCUGUACAGUUCUUAAUAACGUCUCAAUUAUAUCACCCUUUUCAAUUAUAUAACCAUAAUUCUUUAAAAUAGAUUGAAUACAUUUUGAUGCAUAUAUUUUUCUGCUGUGUGUGUGUGUGUGUGUGUGUGUGUGUGUGUGU
Messenger RNA from Engraulis encrasicolus (European anchovy), 1298 nucleotides. RefSeq names its product H-2 class II histocompatibility antigen, A-S beta chain-like. The record is from RefSeq and is a predicted model, not a curated record. Lineage: Eukaryota; Metazoa; Chordata; Actinopteri; Clupeiformes; Engraulidae. The transcript has 5 exons. Gene Ontology annotation, biological process: antigen processing and presentation; immune response. Bases 12 to 767 code for a protein of 251 amino acids. Gene Ontology annotation, cellular component: MHC class II protein complex; membrane.